Molecule: messenger RNA, 558 nt
Organism: Aspergillus affinis
Lineage: Eukaryota; Fungi; Ascomycota; Eurotiomycetes; Eurotiales; Aspergillaceae
Exons: 3
Coding region: 1-558 (185 amino acids)
Source: RefSeq, a predicted model, not a curated record
AUGGAGCCUCAUAGUACGAGCCUCACUAUGAUGCGUAUCCUGUGCUUUGGCCCAGGCGAGCUUCAGCCUCAGCUUAACGCAGUUAUGGUUGAUCAGCUCAAUUACAAUAUCUUGACUCAGAGAGGGCUUAGGCUGCUCCAAGGCAUCAAAGUCAAUCCUCGACGGGAACAGAAGUUUUUGAUUGAUCGAACUGGUUUUGAAUUUGCCGUUCGGGAUGUAGUCGACCUUCAGAUUUGGAGGGAUGGCGAUACUAGAAGCGUAAACCAAACAUUCUAUGUUCUUAUGAGCGAUGAUACGCUCCGGCAAGGGGACUUGCACGAACGACAUUUACACGUGAUUCUGAGCCCCAAUUGCUUUCCUCCAGACAGCCCAGACUCAGAGGGUGAUCCUGUCGCAACAUUGAGAGUUUCAAAUCCUGGUAAAACAGCAGAGAAACAGGACCAAGAGCAAGAUAAAAAGCAAAAGCGAAAGAAUGCAGAGAAUUUCGAAAAAAGAAAGCGCGAAGAGGACAGAACUCGUGCUGCGCAGCAGACUCGAAACCCCAAAAAUGACGGCUGA